AUGGAUCCCGGACUGUCGCUGCGCACGCAGAAGACGCUCAAGGACCUUCUCCCGGCCUUUUCGGCAAGCGCCCCACCACAACAACCCUUCGACCCUUUCUCCAUAACUAUCGAUCUUUCGCGCGCUGUCAACGAGGUCAUACAUCCAGAGCUGCUCGAGUUUUUCAAGAGCACUGUUGAAGACAAGAUUACGAGUGAGGCAUUUGCGGCUCCUGCUGCAUCCCUCAGCGGCGGCGAUCCACGAUUGCGCGAUGCACUAGCUUCAUUCUUCAAUGCCUACUUCAACCCGAUUCAUGCUGUGAAGCCAGAGCAUAUCGUGCUUACAGCAGGCGCGACCGAUGCAAUCGAGAACGUGAUCCAAGCUGUUUGCGACGAUGGAGAUAGUGUUCUCAUGCCCGGCCCGCAUUGGCCUGGAUUCGAAAUCGUACUAAAACGAAAGGCAAACGUUGACCUCAUUGCCGCCAGGCCACCAACGUACUCACGCUGGGACAACUACCUUCUCCCCUCACUCCAGGCAGCAUAUGACUUCUCAGAUAAGAAGUCACGGAUUAGAGCUGUGUUAUUGUGUAACCCGAACAAUCCGCUCUCGAGAUGCUACCCACGAGAGACCUUACUUGAACUCAUAGAGUUUUGUCAAGAGAGAGGCUUGCAUCUAAUAUGUGACGAAGUCUCCGCGCUCAUCAGCCUAAAUGGUGGCGACAAAAAAGCACCCAGUUUCGUGAGUGCCCUGUCGCUAACGGAGCCAUUCGUACCCGAGGGAGCAGUCAAGGUAGACCCAAGCCGAGUCCACGUAGUAUGGAGCGCAAGCAAACUAUUCGGCAUGAGCGGGUUCAAAGUGGGCUGCAUCAUAUCCCAACAAAACCCUUCACUCCUCAAGGCCAUGGCUCUAACAUCCACCCACCCUUCAUCCAUCUCCACACUCUACCUAAAUUCCCUCCUCACGUGGUCUCAACUCCCCACUCUACUGGCUCUGAAUUCCGAACGUCUCACGCUCUCCUACAACAUCCUCGCUUCCUUUCUCCGGCGGCACAACAUCGAUUUCGUGACGCCCACGCAUGGUCUUUUUCUGUUUGCUAGACUGGCAAAGAAGGCUGUGACAGUAGGUGACGAGAAUAGCUUCUACCAGGAGCUAGAGCUGCGAAGUGGAGUCAAGAUCGCAUCAGGCGGAGUGUUCAAUGGAGUAGAGAAGGAUGCUGGAUGGGCUCGGGUGCGGUUCUCGAUCAGCGUCGAAGAUAUGGGAAAGGCUGUGAGGAAACUGGAGGCUUUCUUUGAGAAGAGUGGAUGA
Messenger RNA from Alternaria atra, 1284 nucleotides. RefSeq lists its product as uncharacterized. Gene Ontology annotation, biological process: amino acid metabolic process; biosynthetic process. The transcript has 4 exons. The coding region runs from base 1 to 1284 and encodes 427 amino acids. The record is from RefSeq and is a predicted model, not a curated record. Gene Ontology annotation, molecular function: transaminase activity; pyridoxal phosphate binding. Lineage: Eukaryota; Fungi; Ascomycota; Dothideomycetes; Pleosporales; Pleosporaceae.